This is a messenger RNA of Effrenium voratum, 1891 nucleotides long. NCBI's taxonomy places the organism in Eukaryota, Dinophyceae, Suessiales, Symbiodiniaceae. The record is from the annotation of a GenBank genome assembly.
CUGUUGGCCAACCCAUAUCGGCCAUUUUUUGCUUGUUCGGUUCGGCUGCCAAUUGCGUCCACACGCUGGCGCAGGUCGAAUCGCAGCACAUGGGUACACCGGUGGGGGAAUUUUACCAAUGCGGCAUGAUGCCGGCUGCUGGUCAGGACAAUUCUCCUUCGGCACUUGCUGUUUCAUGCCUGCAGCCCCUUGCUUCGAUGCAGUGUUCACCUUUGAGCGCUGCUGUUUGGUGCCGUCCUCAGAGAUUCAGGCGGAGCUGUCCGGGUUCCAAGCGCGCUGGGGCGUGAGGUUGGGCGAACACCGCGUCGCGAAGGUCCGGUGCACAUCACCUCUCUGCAAGCGGAAGGCGUUGCCUAAGCAUAGGCAGAGGAGGUUGCAAACCUUUGCCCUGCAAAAGCUGGAUGGCGUGUGGCGGAGAUUCACCGCCACGAAGCAUGACAACACCAUUGGGGCGCUGGGCGAGCUGCUGGCUUUCUACGUGCUGCGCGUGGCGUGGCAGGGCGGUCAAAGAACCGCCCCGUUCGAUCCCGCGAGGAGUCCAGGCGCAGCACAGCUGGCGCGCAAGGAGAAGCGAGUUUGGAAGAAGCUGCGUGAGACCGUGCUUUCAAAGCGGCGGGGGCAGUAUGAAGUGUGCGCCUGUGCAGGCACAGGCUAUGAUAUGAUCAUGGCCAUGAGGGACAACAUCAAGAGGCUCUGGCUGUACCACCCGAACUUCUCCCGUUGGGUGGCCAACCCCUCCGAGCAGGCGCACCACCUGUCGCUCCUCCAGUCCUGCACGGAGGAGGCGGCCGAAACCGCGCUGUCGGACUUCCGCCACGCCAUCGCGCGGAGCAACUGCGUGGCCAGCGAUGUGGCGACGAACAUCGCGGUGGCGCAGGCCUGCGCCCUGCAGCGCCACUGGGCGCGGGCGGCGGAGCUGUACUUCUUGUCCUUCGCGCUGGUGGUGAUGGCCCCGUGGGCGGACUGCUUGAACCUCGCGGUGUGGGAUAUGACUGCGGAUGAUGUGGUUUUCAACGCCGCGCGUGCCAUGAACCUGGCGACCAAGUCGGCCAUACUGUCGCCGGCAGCUGCGGUGGGAACUUUGGCCUGGCGCCGCAGCCCCUAUGCCCUGGUCCCUCCCGAGGGCCAGCGCUGCGAUGGCCCGGCGGUGCUCGACGGUAUCUGCCUGGCCGAGGGAAAGAUCUGGGUGCCGCCCGGGAGCGGCAGAAGCGUCAGACACGCGCUGUGCACGGAAUUCGGGGCCAUGGACGGGUCAGCGUGGGUGGGAGAAAGUGGCGGAAUUUGGGAGAGAUUGCAGAACGGCACUGCGCGCAGCGAUCGCCGCCUAUUUCUUCUGCCGGUGGGGACGCCGUAUCCCAACAUCUGGCAUGCACUUCAUUGGUGGGUCCCCUCCGUAGCAUUGAAAGAGGAACUUCGCUGGAACCCUGGCGAUGUGCAGCUGGGCAUUGUGUUUGACAGCAAGCCCCGCAAUGGGAUUGCCCGCUGGAGAGUUGAUCAUCCAGAGUCCGAAGACGUGAAGUCGUUUCUCGCUUUUCAUGGGCCGGUCUUGGCAGCUCUUUCUUCCCAACCCGUGCUCUUCAUCGCCCACACGAAAGCAGCUCCGCACUGCUUUCGCCAUGGAACGGUGGGUUUCAGGUCCUUCCGAUACGACAUGAAGCAGCCCCAGCUGGGCCUCCAUCACAUCGCUCUCUUCCGGCACGCUCUGGCGCCAAAGCGGGCGAAGCGCGCGGAGUAUGUGCUCCUGGUGAGGCGCGCGGCGGGGCCGCGGCACGUCGACUUGGGGCCUUUGGAGCGGCAGCUGCAGCCGCUGGCGGCGCGGCUCGCCGGCGGUUUGCGCAGCAGGGGCCUGGAGAAGCUGCCGCUGCUCGGGCAGCUGGCGCUGGCAAACCAG